CGAUGGUAGUUUUUGAAAUUCAAAUGAAAUUUGAACGAAAUAUUAUCCAAAUUAUAGCAAAUAAAGAAUUAUACUCAUUAUUUACGAUUUCAAUAAUAUUAUUUUGACGAUGAGUAUCGAUAUACCAGAUUGUACAAAACUACCCCUCAGUGAACACAUAGAGGCAUACAAUAAAAGAAAUAAAGUAACAAGAGAACAUGUAGAUUCCAUUCAAUGUAACCAAGAUUUAGUUGAAAAAGUUAUUUAUAAUUAUUUAAUUGUAAAGAGGAUUUUAAAAAACUUGUACUGGCAAGAUUUGAUGGUGUGUAAACAUGUGUGUAAAACUUGGCAUGCAGCUAUUAAAAGUUUGGCUUUGGAGUGCAGAGGACCUAGGGAGUUUGGUAUAAUAUUCAAGCCUGGAAGAUCUGAGUUUAUUAAGUCUGGAAAUUUGAAUGUACGACCUUUGUUAGUCCUAACAUUUAUUUGUGUCAAAUACAAGGAAAUUAUGAUACGGGAGUGCAAAAGUAUUGUGCCCAAGACAUGCCAGCCGAGCUGCGGUGAAUACCAUUGUUUUUUAGACAUAGUGGAUAAGUUCACUAAUGCACCAAAGGAUUGUAUGAUCACAGUGAUAUGUAAGAAGUCAGAAGACAGGUUCAUUCCACUUCCUGUCGAAGAUGUUCCUUAUAACUCCUAUUUCGUAUCUGGCCUGUAUAUACCUAUAAUACCACAAGUGCGAUGUCGUAGAAUUAUUAUCAGGCCCGAGCAUCCGUUUCAUUGUUUGUCUAUAACUAGUUCUAUUGAUAGAAUUGUAGCCAAAAAUGAAAUUUUCAAAGGCGUAAUUGUAUUUGCUAGUAAUGACAUGUUUGGAAAUGCAUUGAAUUCAACAGUUUCGGAACAUUUGAAAGAAGUGCAGCCAAAUGUACCUUUUGCAAUUGGUGGGUGUGUCACUGAAUGCACAAUUAAACACAGUGAUGUAAAGAUAAAAAAUAAUACCAAUGCCUUGAACAAUAUAAUGUCAAUCAUUGCCUUUACAGUCCCAAAGAACAAAGAGAAUGAGAGUAAUUUUGAUAUGUUCUCAUUAAUAUUAGACUCCAAAAUGAAGACUAAGGAUAAUAUUGAGCAUAUCACAAUUUUCUAACCGAGUGCCACGUUUUGAGUACAGUGCUGCUAUUAAACUAGGCUCCCUUAAAAGACUUCACAAGUACAAAAUUGAAGACGAUUGUUUUAGAUCAUGUUUCCCGGACACAACAUUCACAGGAUGCUGCUGUUUAUCUGGACUAGGUUCAAACCAUCCUGCAGAGCCUAAUGAAGAUAUUCCAACACCUAAGAGAAUCAAGAUGGAGCCAAUGAUUUACUAUAACAAUGAUGAAAAUGUCACAGUAUUUAUGUAUAUAGGUUGGGGAAAAGUAACUGCAACCAUGGGUCCCGUCGCCAAAUGAAGUUGCUAUUAACACAUGUACUCUUAUGUGUACUAAAAUAUUAAUCGGAAUAUUGUGAAGAAAAGAUUUAAAUUUUUAAUACAAUAUUUUUUUAUUGUAA
Molecule: messenger RNA, 1518 nt
Organism: Aricia agestis (brown argus)
Lineage: Eukaryota; Metazoa; Arthropoda; Insecta; Lepidoptera; Lycaenidae
Exons: 4
Coding region: 110-1117 (335 amino acids)
Molecular function (GO): protein binding
Source: RefSeq, a predicted model, not a curated record